CGGGGCUCCGUUUCCGUUGCUUAGCCAGAGCUUGGCCCAACGGAAACAGCAGAGCUGGAGCUUUCCAUGCGAAAUGAGUUGAAUCACCCAGGCUACCGGAGAGGCGUGGAGUAACGCCUUUUCCGCCGGAAGUGGGUGCCAGUCUCCACGUGCGGUUCCUCCCCCACCACCCGGCCUUAGCAGCGGCUCCGCGGAUGCCAUGGAGCCUGCGGGUCUGGAACAGAUCCUGCGGGAGCUGCUGCUGCCGGACACCGAGCGCAUCCGCCGGGCCACAGAACAGCUCCAGAUCGCCCUUCGGGACACUGCCGCCCUGCCUGCGCUCUGCGACCUGUUGGCCUCGGCGGUCGACCCUCAGAUCCGCCAAUUUGCAGCAGUCCUGAUCCGCAGAAGACUGAGCACCCGCUGGCAGCGCCUGGUAGCUGAGCAGCGGGAGAGCCUCAAGUCCCUGGUCCUGACGGCCCUGCAGAGAGAGACAGAGCAUUAUGUGAGUGUCAGCCUGGCCCAGCUAUCAGCCACCAUUUUUCGAAAGGAAGGCCUGGAAGCCUGGCCUCAGCUCAUGCACCUUCUUCAGCAGAGUACUCACAGCCCCCACAGCCCUGAGAGAGAGAUGGGACUUUUGCUGCUGAGUGUGGUGGUAACUUCCCAGCCUGAGGCCUUCCAACCCCACCAACGGGAGCUUCUUCGGCUUCUGAAUGAGACUCUUGCUGAAGGGGGCUCUCCGGGACUGCUCUUCUACUCCCUGCGCACUCUGACUGCCAUGGCCCCCUACCUCAGGACUGAUGACAUGCCUCUUGCACGGAUGUUGGUGCCCAAACUCAUCAUGGCAGUGAAGACUCUGAUCCCCAUAGAUGAGGUAAAGGCCUGUGAGGCCCUAGAGGCCCUGGAUGAACUGCUGGAGUCCAAGGUGCCCAUCAUCACACCUCACCUCUCUGAGGUCCUCGCAUUCUGCCUGGAGGUGGCUAAGAACGUGGGCCUUGGCGACGCAAUACGUGUGCGUAUUCUCUGCAGCCUCACCUUUUUGGUCAAAGUCAAAAGCAAGGCCUUACUAAAGAACAAUCUCCUGCCUCCCUUGCUGCAUACCCUUUUCCCUAUUAUGGCUGCUGAGCCACCCAUGGGCCAGUUGGAUCCUGAAGACCAGGAUUCUGAAGAGGAAGAAUUGGAGAUGGGCCCAGUGGGGGAGAGUCCCAAGCACUUUGCUGUACAGGUUGUGGACAUGCUAGCACUACACCUUCCCCCUGAGAAGUUCUGUCCCCAGGUGAUGCCCAUGCUAGAAGAAGCCUUUCGGAAUGAGAGCCCAUACCAGCGCAAAGCAGGGUUCCUGGUGUUGGCUGUGCUGUCUGAUGGUGCUGGUGAUCACAUCAGGCAAAGAUUGCUGUCUCCACUGCUGCAGAUCGUGUGCAAGGGCCUGAGUGACCCCUCACAGAUUGUACGCAAUGCUGCACUGUUUGCCCUGGGCCAGUUUUCAGAGAACUUACAGCCCCAUAUCAGCAGCUAUUCAGGGGAAGUGAUGCCACUGCUCCUUGCCUACCUGAAGUCAAUGUCUCUAGAGCACACACACCACCUAGCCAAGGCCUGCUAUGCCCUCGAGAACUUCGUGGAGAACCUAGGGUCCAAAGUGGAGCCCUACCUUCCGGAGCUUAUGGAUUGUAUGCUGCAGCCCCUGAGGAACUUCAGCAACCCCCGGGCCAAGGAACUAGCUGUGAGCGCCCUAGGAGCUAUUGCCACAGCUGCCCAAGCCUCCCUGCUGCCCUACUUCCCUACCAUCAUGGAGCAUUUGCGGGAAUUCCUGUUGACAGGCCAUGAAGACCUUCAGCCUGUGCAGAUCCAGAGCCUGGAGACCCUGGGAGUGCUAGCCCGAGCACUGGGAGAGCCCAUGAGGCCCCUGGCUGAGGAAUGCUGUCAGCUGGGGCUGGGCUUAUGUGACCAUGUAGAUGAUCCUGACUUGCGGCGCUGCACGUACGGUCUGUUUGCAGCCUUAUCAGGACUGAUGGGAGAGGGUCUGGCACCCUACCUACCACAAAUCACCACACUCAUGCUGUUGUCACUGCGUUCCACCGAGGGCAUAAUGCCUCAGUAUGAUGGAAUCAGCUCCUUCCUUCUGUUUGAUGAUGAAAGCGAUGGGGAGGAGGAAGAAGAGCUCAUGGAUGAAGAUGUGGAAGAAGAGGAUGACUCUGAAAUCUCAGGGUACAGUGUGGAGAAUGCCUUCUUUGAUGAGAAAGAAGAUACCUGCACUGCCCUGGGGGAGAUUUCGAUGAACACUAGUGUGGCCUUUCUUCCGUACAUGGAGAGUGUUUUUGAAGAAGUAUUCAAGCUGCUGGAAUGUCCUUACCUGAAUGUGCGGAAGGCAGCCCACGAAGCUCUGGGUCAAUUCUGUUGUGCACUGCAUAAGGCUUGCCAGAGCUGCCCCUCAGAACCCAACAAGGCUGCUCUGCAGGCUGCCUUGGCUCGAGUGGUACCAUCUUACAUGCAGGCAGUGAAAGGAGAGAGAGAGCGCCCAGUGGUGAUGGCGGUUCUGGAGGCCUUGACAGGGGUGCUGCGCAGCUGUGGGACCCUCACACUGCAGCCCUCGGGAUGCCUCGGUGAGCUCUGCAGCAUGCUCAAGACUGUGUUGCAGAGGAAGACAGCCUGCCAGGACGUCGAUGAGGAGGAGGAUGACGAAGAUGAUCAGGCAGAGUAUGAUGCCAUGUUACUAGAGCAUGCUGGAGAGGCCAUUCCUGCCCUGGCAGCCGCUGCUGGAGGAGAUGCCUUUGCUCCCUUCUUUGCCAGUUUCUUGCCGCUGUUGUUGUGCAAGACGAAACAGGGCUGCACAGUGGCAGAGAAGUCCUUUGCGGUGGGGACACUGGCAGAGUCCAUUCAGGGGCUGGGUGCUGCUUCAGCCCAGUUUGUUUCUCGGCUGUUCCCCGUACUGUUGAGUUCUGCCAGGGAAGCAGACCCUGAGGUGCGGAGCAAUGCCAUCUUUGGACUGGGUGUACUUGCAGAGCAUGGAGGCCGCCCUGCUCAGGACCACUUUCCCAAGCUACUGGGCCUCCUUUUGCCUCUCCUGGCAAGGGAGCGACAUGAUCGUGUCCGUGAUAACAUCUGUGGAGCUCUUGCCCGUCUGUUGAUGGCCAGUCCAGCAAGAAAACCAGAGCCCCAGGUGCUGGCUGCCUUGCUACAUGCCCUGCCACUGAGGGAAGACAUGGAGGAGUGGGUGACUAUAGGGCAGCUCUUCAGCUUCCUGUACCAGAGCAGCCCUGACCAGGUUGUGGAUGUGGCUCCUGAGCUCUUGCGCAUCUGCAGCCUGAUUCUGGCAGACAACAAGAUCCCACCAGACACUAAGGCUGCACUACUGCUGCUCCUGACGUUCCUUGGCAAACAGCACACCGACAGCUUCCAUUCAGCACUGGGCUCACUGCCUGCUGACAAAGUUCAGGAAAUCCAGGCCAUACUGGGCCUUACCUAGACUACAGGCGAGCCAGAGAGAGCAGAGCCUGCAGGACUGAAGAUCACCAACCAGCCCAGUUCCAGUUCAUGCCUUACCAAAGAUUCUAGGCAUUGUAUCCAUUUGAAGUCAGCCCUGCUGGCUGUCUUACAGGGGUAUCCCUGGGACUAGAUCUGUUACAAAUGGAAUUCUGGCGUCAUACUGUAAUAAAGGCAGCUUGUUUUCUGCUUGGACA
Molecule: messenger RNA, 3656 nt
Organism: Nannospalax galili (Upper Galilee mountains blind mole rat)
Lineage: Eukaryota; Metazoa; Chordata; Mammalia; Rodentia; Spalacidae
Gene: Ipo4
Product: importin 4
Exons: 30
Coding region: 200-3442 (1080 amino acids)
Biological process (GO): protein import into nucleus
Cellular component (GO): nucleus; cytoplasm
Molecular function (GO): nuclear import signal receptor activity; small GTPase binding
Source: RefSeq, a predicted model, not a curated record